Messenger RNA from Hyaloperonospora brassicae, 843 nucleotides. NCBI's taxonomy places the organism in Eukaryota, Oomycota, Peronosporomycetes, Peronosporales, Peronosporaceae. The record is from the annotation of a GenBank genome assembly.
AUGUUCCGGCAAAAUGCACUUGAUGUGCACGUGAACAAUGGGCGGGGCGACGUCGUCGCAUUGCACUACGACUGCCCACUAACCGGUACCAAGACGACAAGGACGUACAGUCAGCUCCUACAAGAAGUGUCCACGUUUGCUGGUGGACUGCAAAAGCUUGGCGUCGAGAAAGGUGGCCGUGUUGUCAUCUACAUGCCGGCAGUUCUCGAGGCAACAGUGGCAAUGCUCGCGUGCGCGCGUCUUGGAGCUGUUCACUCGCAUAAGGGGAUUGUCGACUACGGACCGCUGCUGAAUGGAGUGCUGAAGCGAUCGACGUGGAAACCGAGUCACGUUGUCAUGCUACAGCGCGAUCUGUGUCUGUUCGAGAUGGCAAAGGGACGUGAUAUCGACUGGAGAGACGCCAUGGCGACGGGACGUCCCAUCGACGCAAGACCGGUGCUUGCGACGGAUCCGCUCUACUUGCUGUACACGUCAGGCACAACCGGCCAUCCAAAGGGUGUGGUGCGUGAUAAUGGCGGCCACGCAGUUGCACUCAAAUGGGCCAUGCGCAAUGUUCUCGACAUCGCACCGGAUGAUACGUUCUUUGCCGCUUCGGAUAUGGGCUGGACGGUUGGUCACUCGCUCGGUGUCUAUGGCCCUCUUAUACAUGGAUGCACGUCGAUUCUGUACGCAGGCAAAACAGUUAGAACGCCUAACGCGAGUGCGUAUUGGCGUUUGAUCACGGAAUACGGCAUCAAGUCGAUGUUCACGGCACCUACUGCGUUGCGAGCGAUUCGUAGAGAAGAUCCAGAAGGGUUGCUGAUCAAGCACCUGAGAGAGGACAUCCGAAAGACGUUGAAGUAA